CUCCACGUCAUCUGUCUAGUCGCGACUUCCGACCAGCAUCCCAAAUCCAACUUCACCGCGCAUUUCCCCACACCCGCUGAGUUCCGGCCUCAUAAAUUUUCCAGGCCAUGCGCCCUUCGCUCCGGGGCGGGUGGGCAUAGUUUUUGGAGUUUGCGCCCCUCAGAACACAGCGAUCCGACAAAACCGCCCAGGACGCGUCGUGUUGCGACCGCCAAGAGUUAUUUCUCACGGGCAGGACGCGAGAUCACGUGCCGGACUUCGUUGUUUCCAAAACACCGCCAACACUCCCUUGCGCUUUAACUGCAAUAUCAAGCUCCUCGAAUGGUCGCCCGCACUCGUCCAGGCUGCUCGCAUCGCUGUCGCGACCGCCACGGGCCUCCUCAGCGGCCGGGAGUCGCCAGCCGUCCGAAGCCCACAGCCUAUCACGCUCCGCACUGCCACCGGUUUCAAACUCUCUGCCUGCAGUUCGCAGUUCCCUUGUCCUGCGCCGCCUGUGCUCCGCAAUGGGCCCAAAAAGGCACCAUGCUGCCUUUGCAGAGUAUCUGCGGCUGCCGGCGUUGGUCAUCGGUCUGUCGGUCUGUCGCUUGCAGGUGCUUUGUUCUGCCCACGCGGGCUAAGGGCCGAGGAUUGGCCUCUUCACCGACAACUUCCGUGGGCGCCAUGACGAGAUCACGCUGCGCCCGCUCGUUUCCUACUGACUGGCCAGAAAGGCCCUCGCAUCUCUCCGCACGAUGGCGGCUUGCGCGCGUUGCGCGAGAGCAACCGAAUGCCGAUCAAGAGCCCGUCCGCUUUGAACCGGACCCAUGUCUGCAGACAUGCGGAACCACUACGUAUGUAAAAUGCGCCGGAAGUCGUUCGUCAUGCAGGGUCGAAAAUUCUAGUAAACCACGCAGUUUCACGCCUCUGUCGGCACACUACUCGGCCCGGAACGUACGUUGGAGCGUAGGAGAGGCGCAUUUUCCUAUCUUGCGUGCUGUUGAAUUGUCUGCCGCAAGCAGGGAGGUAUAGCUUAGUGUUCCCAAUUAGACGCCCAGCGCCGCGAGUCUGCGGCCAACGAACCGCAGCGCUUCACCACCUGGGGAAACGAUG
Trematosphaeria pertusa is the source of this 1089-nucleotide messenger RNA. RefSeq lists its product as uncharacterized. The record is from RefSeq and is a predicted model, not a curated record. The transcript has a single exon. Lineage: Eukaryota; Fungi; Ascomycota; Dothideomycetes; Pleosporales; Trematosphaeriaceae. The coding region runs from base 322 to 1008 and encodes 228 amino acids.